UCUAGCCUCCUUGCAUUGAGCGGUUCUAUAAUAAAUUGUCAGGUAAGAUCAAUCUACAUAGAAUAUUUUUAACACUUAAUCGUAACUGAGGUUUUUCCUACAAAAUAAAGUAAUCGUAACUAAAGAGUAAAGGCACAGAUCUGUGGUAAAAUGAAUGUGCAACAAUGACUCAUUGCCUUGAACUUGAGGCUCUAAUUGUGAGUACCGAAAAGUUAAAUAUGAAGCAAUUACAUGCUAAAUGAAUAAUGUUUCCUGAUUAGAUUUCUCCUUUUGCCUUUGCGUAACACCGGUUUCUCAAUAAAAAUUAUCAUGCAAUGGACAUGAGUCAGUUAUUGGUAUUGAUUGUGUUUAUCCCACUGGUGACUAAAACGUGUAUAGCCGACGAUGAAGACACAUUGCAGCAAGUUCACAUAUUUUUUAGACAUGGUAAAAGAUACCCAUCCGAGAGAGAAUUAUAUCCCAAGGAUCCUCAUUUGACAUUGUUUAACCUGGAUCACUGGGAAAAACUGACCAGAAUUGGCGAGAAGGAGUCAUGCAUUCUUGGAAAUAUACUACGUGCACAUUAUGGCACUUUUAUAGGAAGCUCCUACAAUCCGGACGAAAUAAUUUCCAAAGAUUCUGGAACGGAUAGAACCAUGAAAAGUGCACAACUAUUGCUGCAUGGGUUGUUCUCUAAAUGCGAAUUUAGCGCACUUCCCAGCUACAACAUUACAUCAACAACUUAUGAAUUGCAACAACCUAGAUAUUUUUGCCCAGCAUACGACGAGGAGCUCAAUCACUUGCUUUCGCAAAAUGAAAGUAGCAGUAUACUUGAAACUAAUAAAGAUUUGCUACAGUACCUUACUGAGAAGACGGGGCGUCGCAUGAAGUCACUGAUGGAUGUUUUCUUCCUACACGGAGCACUUUCGAGGGAAAAAGAUUUGGGCUUGGCUCACCCACUAUGGGUGGAUUCUGUUAUGAGCCGUAUCACCGAUUUGGCAAUUGCCAGGCUCCAUUACGAAAGUGGCAAUGAUCAGUUAAGGAGGUUAAACGGAGGGAGGUUGCUAAAGAAUGUCGUAAGCAAGAUGAAGGCAUUUGUCGACGGAGCGGAAAGGCAAAGAAAGAUGUUUUUGUAUGCCUGUCACGAAUUUAACUUGUACAGUAUUUUAACAAUGUUGACCGAAUUUGAACCGCAUAUUCCUGAGUGUAGUUCGGCUGUGGCGUUUGAACUUCGCAAGCGAUCGCAAAACGAAGAUUACAUUGUAAAGAUGGUGUAUUUUAAGAACACCUUGGUACCACCACAUGAACUAUUGUUCAAAAACUGCUCCUGUAAAUAUUCCGAGUUUGAAAAUCUCACACAAUCAGUUCUCCCAACGAACUACACAAAAGAAUGUCGGGCCACCACACCACUUGAUUGAAAUUAAUUAGACAAUUAUUGUUACUUAUCGUCAAA
Photinus pyralis (common eastern firefly) is the source of this 1432-nucleotide messenger RNA. RefSeq names its product venom acid phosphatase Acph-1-like. The coding region runs from base 315 to 1397 and encodes 360 amino acids. NCBI's taxonomy places the organism in Eukaryota, Metazoa, Arthropoda, Insecta, Coleoptera, Lampyridae. Gene Ontology annotation, molecular function: phosphatase activity. The transcript is spliced from 7 exons. The record is from RefSeq and is a predicted model, not a curated record. Gene Ontology annotation, biological process: dephosphorylation.